This is a messenger RNA of Miniopterus natalensis, 3173 nucleotides long. RefSeq names its product RUN and FYVE domain containing 2 (gene RUFY2). Gene Ontology annotation, cellular component: cytoplasm. NCBI's taxonomy places the organism in Eukaryota, Metazoa, Chordata, Mammalia, Chiroptera, Miniopteridae. The record is from RefSeq and is a predicted model, not a curated record. Gene Ontology annotation, molecular function: metal ion binding.
GAAUGGUCUCCCCUGUAUCCCCUUAUUUGUUAGUGUGUUUUUAGUUACUUGUCAUGGUGGUUAUGAGUAAUACUGGAAUCUUAGAAUUUUAACUACCUUUUAUUUUGUUGCCAAUAUAUUCUGAACUUUUUUUUUUUUUUUUGGCCAUGGUAUUCAUCUUUGGAUGAUGGCUCCUGCUAUCCACCUUUUGGGUGAGACCCUUAAGCAUGUUGUCUAUUAGUCCAAACUUAUCUCUACUGAAAGUCAUGAAAAAAACAAACUCAUUCUCCCUGAAGGGGUACCGUAAAAGUAAAGUGGAUACCAGAGAAGUUAAGUAGGGGUGUAGGUUAGUUAGGAAGACUAAUUUGUCAACCAAGGGAAAAUAAGCCACUGUUAGUUUUAUAGGGGAAGGGAAGGGUUUGUAUGUUUUUCAGUGUCAUGUCUUGCAAAUGAUGUUGGACUCCUUUCUUGUGCUUUCAGCUACAAAAGACCCCACAGCUGUAGAGAGAGCAAACUUGUUAAACAUGGCUAAACUGAGCAUCAAAGGGCUCAUUGAAUCUGCUCUCAGCUUUGGCCGGACUUUGGAUUCUGACUAUCCUCCCUUGCAGCAGUUCUUUGUUGUUAUGGAGCAUUGCUUGAAGCACGGUCUUAAAGUAAGAAAAUCAUUUUUGAGUUACAACAAAACUAUCUGGGGUCCUUUGGAACUGGUGGAGAAGCUGUACCCGGAAGCAGAGGAAAUAGGGGCCAGUGUCCGGGAUUUACCUGGUCUUAAGACCCCUCUGGGUCGAGCAAGAGCAUGGCUUCGAUUAGCCCUCAUGCAGAAAAAAAUGGCUGAUUACCUUCGUUGCUUAAUUAUUCAAAGGGAUCUCUUGAGUGAAUUCUAUGAGUAUCAUGCACUAAUGAUGGAAGAAGAAGGAGCAGUAAUUGUUGGGCUACUGGUUGGCCUGAAUGUGAUAGAUGCUAAUCUGUGCGUAAAGGGAGAGGAUUUAGACUCUCAAGUUGGAGUGAUUGAUUUUUCCAUGUAUUUAAAGAAUGAAGAUGAUAUUGGAAAUAAAGAAAGGAAUGUUCAAAUUGCUGCCAUAUUAGACCAGAAGAAUUACGUUGAAGAACUAAAUAGACAACUGAACAGCACAGUCAGCAGUCUCCAUUCAAGAGUUGAUUCAUUAGAAAAGUCAAAUACUAAGCUGAUUGAAGAGUUAGCAAUAGCAAAGAAUAAUAUCAUUAAACUUCAAGAAGAAAAUCAUCAAUUACGAAGUGAGAAUAAAUUGAUUUUAAUGAAAACACAGCAGCACCUAGAGGUUACCAAAGUGGAUGUGGAAACUGAACUUCAAACAUACAAGCAUUCUCGUCAGGGACUAGAUGAAAUGUACAAUGAAGCCAGAAGGCAGCUUCGAGAUGAAUCUCAGUUACGACAGGAUGUGGAGAAUGAGCUAGCUGUACAAGUUAGUAUGAAGCAUGAGAUUGAACUUGCCAUGAAGUUGUUGGAGAAAGACAUCCAUGAGAAACAAGAUACUCUGAUAGGCCUUAGACAACAACUGGAGGAAGUUAAAGCAAUUAACAUAGAGAUGUACCAAAAGUUGCAGGGUUCUGAAGAUAGUUUGAAAGAAAAAAAUGAAAUAAUUGCUCGACUAGAAGAAAAAACCAAUAAAAUUACUGUAGCCAUGAGGCAGCUGGAACAAAGAUUGCAGCAAGCAGAGAAGGCGCAAAUGGAAGCUGAAGAUGAAGACAAGAAAUAUCUGCAAGAAUGUCAGAGUAAAUCCGACAGUCUACAAAAACAAAUCUCUCAAAAGGAGAAACAGCUGGCACAACUGGAAACUGAUUUGAAGAUUGAGAAGGAAUGGAGGCAGACUUUGCAGGAAGAUCUUCAAAAGGAGAAAGAUGCCUUAUCUCAUCUUAGAAAUGAUAGCCAACAAAUCAUUAGUCUUAAAAAAGAGUUCCUUAACCUCCAGGAUGAAAAUCAGCAAUUGAAAAAAAUAUCUCAUGAACAGGAGCAAGCUCUUCAAGAACUUGGCAACAAACUUAGCGAAUCAAAGCUUAAAAUAGAAGAUAUAAAGGAAGCCAACAAAGCAUUGCAGGGACUGGUUUGGUUGAAAGAUAAAGAAGCGACACAUUGUAAACUUUGUGAAAAGGAGUUCUCACUCUCUAAGAGAAAGCACCACUGUAGAAACUGUGGGGAAAUUUUCUGUAAUGCUUGCUCUGACAACGAACUGCCGUUGCCUUCUUCACCAAAGCCAGUGCGGGUUUGUGAUUCCUGUCAUGCGUUGCUGAUUCAGAGAUGCUCAUCUAAUUUGCCGUAAGACUAGAACUAAGUCCUCAUUGAAUGAAAGUACCUACGUUGAAUGUUAUGUAUGAACAUGUGCACAAUACAUUCAGACAGCCCUUAAGCAGCUUUCAGACAGUAUUGGUACAAGUUUUAUCUUUCACAUUUUCAAUUCAUGGGAAUUAAAAGGUGGUAUAAUUUGGUAUUUCCUUUCCAUUGUUAAAAAAAUUUUUUCUACAGGGCAUGCUUUAAAAUAACUUUAACCUAAUUCCUAAUUCACGUAAUGAUCAUAUAACUGUUAAUGCCAUCGAAAGGCCAGAUAGCAUAGCUAACACAUUUGCCUUAUUUUAUAAAGGCCUUUUUAAGAACAGGGCUUCAGAUUGUUUUAUUCUCCAGAUCGUCAAGUUGAUAUUUGAUGGUGCCUAUGAUUUUCUUAAUGCACUUUAAAGCUUCAUGGUUCUCAGAGAAAGAUUGGAAAGGUGUAGAACUUUUUACAAGUGUUAAUAUUCCAAUUCAACAGAUUUCCCAUUAGCUUGGUGUCAACUAUAUUUAUUUGGCCCUUCCUUCCCCCCUCCCUCCCUCUGCUCACUUUGCAUUAGAAAAGGCCAAUAUUUAGCCUGUAAAAUUUCCCAUUUGGUCUUCCUCCUAAAAUUAAUGUAGUUGCUGAUACCUUUCAGAUAUAGCGGGGUUAAAGAGGUUAUUGUUUUGCCUCAACCUUUUCCUUAUCUUGAAAGGAAGUUAAAGCAGCAUCCUUUUACCUUAAAAUGCUAUUUGUAGAUCUUUCUAGUAACUUUUAAGAAGCAUUACAUUGCAGUGGUCUGCUACUGCAGUAUAUAGAGUAAAAAAUUCAUCAUAGCCUGUGUGGUGUGGCUCAGCAGUUGAACAUUGACUUACGAUUCAGGAGACUGAGGUUCAAUUCCCCGUUAGGGCACAU